Podospora pseudocomata is the source of this 1704-nucleotide messenger RNA. RefSeq lists its product as uncharacterized. NCBI's taxonomy places the organism in Eukaryota, Fungi, Ascomycota, Sordariomycetes, Sordariales, Podosporaceae. The coding region runs from base 1 to 1704 and encodes 567 amino acids. The record is from RefSeq and is a predicted model, not a curated record. The transcript is spliced from 2 exons.
AUGGCAAGCUCGGAUGCCUCGCCUCAACGAGACUUUGACGAUCAACAUGAACCUCCACCUCUACCACCCAGACCAACACCUGGGCUCCCACCGAGACCCAGAAAGCAGGACAGUAAACAACCAAAAUUGAUCCAGAUACUCGAGCACGACCUUGACGAUGCUGAGAUCAAGAAAAAAAACCAGGAGCCUCGCAAGAUGGUCUACCACACCGACAGUGAAAGAUCUAUCGGCCAAUUCCUGCUGUUCCUGUUCCCUUCGGUUGCCGUGACGAUAGGGCUUGCGGUUCUGCACAUACUUCGAAUGUCAUGGCCCGGAGUCAACUCGAACAUUCUGUCGGCUCUUUUGGUCGCAGCCAAGAUCCACGAAUCUCUCAUCAUCGCCUCACUCUUCCACGUCCUCUACGCCAAUAUCCGACGGAAGCUCGUCGGUUCACAGGGCAUCCCUUUUGGCUAUCUCACCGCCCCCUUCCAGCUGAGCUCACCGUUUUACCUCUUCAGCUCGUCUUUCCUGGCACCUUUGACACAAAUCCACCGGUUGACUUUGUCGGCUGUAUGGAUGGCAUUGUUGAUGGCGAUGAGCUUCCUUAUCACCGCCCUAUGUGGUGUAAGCUCGGGUAUCGUGAUGCUCCCAAAGCUUGGCUGGUGGAGGACGCUUCCUGGGACCUCUAGACUAUAUUCAAUUGGAUCCCUCGAGAGCGUGUAUCCCAGCACGAUGGAUAGGGCGCAUGUUCCGGACUACCGUCCCGCGACCAACGACACAAUGUCGUCAAGAUGUGCCCAUUGGGACUAUAGCAACCCGAAUAGCAUCGACUGGUCCUGGUUGGCGAAUGUCGCUCGUGGCACACGAGGUCUUCCUGCAAAUCUCACAUCUGGAAGCAAAUCCAUCUCUUGGGGGAAGAUCUACAUCCCGCAAACUGUCGUCGCAGCAACAACGCCAAUGAAGUAUACCGCUGCUGUAGUCUCGGAUAGCUUUUCCAUGACAAAAUCCGAGGCCCAACCGCAAGUCUCCAUCCAGUGUACGGACCCCAGCCGUCCAAGAAAGGACCCCCGAGGCGAAGCACUCGCCGAGGCUCCCUACAACUUUCUCCUCACCCCCGGUUUCUACUACCGUAGCAACCCAACCUUCUUCAUCCCCCACGAGCUCCUCGACGAGGCCUACACCUCCGGAGCCCACUUCGGCUUCCUCGACCUCGGCAACCACGCUCUAGUCAAGGCAUCAGCCACCUUCUGGACGCGUUACAACAUGACGGGGACCUCCCUAGCCCUCUGCUUCAUCGACGCCCGCUGGGUGGAAUCCGACGUCUGGUCCUACUCCAACGGGGACGACCCCCAGUUCUCCUACGCCAUGAAAAACUCCACCCUCAACGCAUCCGCCAACCCGGACGAGGUCAUACAGCUGACGGUUCCCUGGCUGAACAGCCUGAACAACUCGCUGUACAUGGCACCGGGAGGCAGCUCAAACUACGGACUCAAGUCCAGCAGCAGGGCGGCUAGCGGGUCAAGGUUUGCCUAUGACCGUAUCUGGGAUUAUGCGGCUGAGGGGGCGGAGGAUUCGGAGUUGUAUCGAGCGCUGUCGAGGUCGUUGGCGAUUUAUCUUGUUGAUGCCCUUUCCGAUUUGACGUGGUCGAGGGUGAAUUUGUAUCGAGGGCAGAAUUAUAGUCUCGAACAGGUCCUCAGAGAGGAGGGGAUCCAAGAUUACGCGUAG